CCCCGUUGAAGAAAAUCCACAAAACUCACCAAAACGUCCCCAGAUUUCUUCUUCAUUUUCUCAUACACUUCCCAACUUCCUCUCCCUCUCUCUCUCUCUCUCUCUCUCUCUAGACCUCUCUUUCUUUCUCUAAAAUUUGUUGCGAAAUCCCAAAUGUCUCCUGAACUUGUGAGUGCAACCACCAAGGCCACCAGCCUAGUCAAGGCCGCGAGCCUGAUGAGCAGAGCUUAUGUCACUUUCUUGGCUGGCAAUGGUGACUAUGUCAAGGGCGUGGUCGGGCUAGCCAAGGGCCUGAGGAAGGUCCACACUGCCUACCCGCUUGUCGUGGCCGUGCUUCCGGAUGUGCCGGAGGAACACCGCCAUAUGCUGGUGGCUCAGGGAUGCAUAGUCCGUGAGAUCGUGCCGGUGUACCCGCCGGAGAACCAGACCCAGUUUGCUAUGGCCUACUAUGUCAUCAACUACUCCAAGCUUCGCAUCUGGGAGUUUGUGGAGUACCAUAAGAUGAUAUACUUGGACGGAGACAUCCAGGUGUUUGAAAACAUAGAUCACCUCUUUGACAAUCCAAAUGGCUACUUUUAUGCCGUGAAGGACUGUUUUUGUGAAAAAACAUGGUCUCACACCCCACAGUACCAGAUUGGGUACUGCCAACAGUGCCCUGAUAAGGUCCAGUGGCCUGCAGAGUUGGGUCCCCGGCCUCCCCUCUACUUCAAUGCUGGCAUGUUCGUGUUCGAGCCCAGUCUCUCAAUUUAUGAUGACCUCUUAGAGACCCUCAAAAUCACCCCGCCUACCCCUUUUGCUGAGCAGGACUUUUUGAAUAUGUUCUUUAGGGAUGUUUACAAGCCUAUCCUACCAAUUUACAACCUUGUUUUGGCCAUGCUUUGGCGCCACCCAGAGAACAUUGAACUCAACAAAGUGAAAGUUGUUCACUAUUGUGCCGCGGGAUCAAAGCCAUGGAGGUAUACUGGAAAAGAAGAGAACAUGGAUAGAAAAGAUAUCAAGAUGCUAGUGAAGAGUUGGUGGGACAUAUACAAUGAUGAAUCAUUGGACUACAAGAGGACUAACAUAUCACCCAUUGAAGGUGAAGCCGACAAAGUCAUAGUGACAAUGGUGGCAGAGGCCAACGUUGGUCAUUACACUCCCGCUCCACCUGCCGCCUAGCUUUUUUUUGUGGCGAGCUAAAGACAAUAAUAAUACUGAUGCCUAAACCUAUUUUUCUAGUUUUUGGUUAUGUAUAGACAUUUUAAAGUUAUGAAAGGUGGCCUUCUAUUUUUGAAGUUGGCCUUCCUCCUAGUGGAAGAUGGUGUAAUUAGGAAAGAUAGAGAUUGCUUUUGGUUUUUGAUUAAUUUGUAUUGGUUGGGUAUGUGAAUAUCUGGAAAUGUAUAAUUGUACUUAUAUAUUUUCAUAGUUUACAAGUAUUGAAUUCACUUUC
Camellia sinensis is the source of this 1429-nucleotide messenger RNA. Its product is annotated as galactinol synthase 2. Gene Ontology annotation, molecular function: glycosyltransferase activity. Lineage: Eukaryota; Viridiplantae; Streptophyta; Magnoliopsida; Ericales; Theaceae. The record is from RefSeq and is a predicted model, not a curated record.